This is a messenger RNA of Clarias gariepinus (North African catfish), 3708 nucleotides long. Its product is annotated as desmoglein-2-like protein. The transcript has 13 exons. Lineage: Eukaryota; Metazoa; Chordata; Actinopteri; Siluriformes; Clariidae. Gene Ontology annotation, molecular function: calcium ion binding. The record is from RefSeq and is a predicted model, not a curated record. Gene Ontology annotation, biological process: homophilic cell-cell adhesion. Gene Ontology annotation, cellular component: plasma membrane; desmosome. The coding region runs from base 37 to 3141 and encodes 1034 amino acids.
UGGGGUCAAGGUGAUAAAAAAGAGGUGCAAAUAGAUAUGAACUGGGUCAUCUCUCCAAAGAAGCUGAUGGAGAAUGUGGAUUAUACCAAUGAAAAAUACAUUGCCAAAAUCCGAUCGGAUAAAGAGACCAUGAAAGAUAUUGUAUAUUCUCUGAUAGGACCUGAAGUGGGUAAAUUGUUCAGUGUAGACAAAACGACUGGCUUUGUCAGGAUCCAUGGCAUCUUAGACAGAGAGAAGACAGCUACUUAUGAGCUCAAAGGGAGAGCUACAUCAAAAAGAGAUGGAAAACCUGUUGAAAAUGACCUUGAUUUAAAAAUCAUAGUUUUAGACCAGAAUGACAACGCUCCUGAGUUUAAGUAUGAGAUGAUUGGUUCUGUUGAUGAGCUCAGUGACAAAGACACCCAUGUAAUUGCAAUCACAGCAUUUGAUGCAGAUGAGCAAGACACACUUUUUUCAAAAAUUGCCUACAAAGUGAUACAACAGGAGCCAGCGGGAGAAAUAAUGUUUAGAAUUGAGCGAUCAUCUGGUGAAAUCAAAGUUAAAUUGAACACUCUGGACAGAGAGACACAAGACACAUACAAACUGAUAAUCACAGCUACAGACCUGGAUGGAAGCUAUUCUAAUUCCCAAAACAUUCAAAAUACGGGAACAGGGACCGUGACAAUCAACUUACGUGAUGUUAAUGACAACAUCCCCGUAUUAGAGAAGGAAUCAUAUGAGAGUAGUGUGGAGGAGAAUAUCAUGAAUGUGGAAGCGAUAAGGAUUAAGGCAGUAGACAAGGAUCAAAUUUAUACUUCAAACUGGGAGGCUGUGUUCAGUAUCAUUUCUGGAAAUGAAGCCGGUCACUUCAGCAUCACUACGGACCCCAAAACUAAUAAGGGAAUUCUGGUGGUCGAUAAGAAACUGGAUUUUGAGGAGUUAAAUGAGGUCAAUCUGAUAGUGGUGGUCAACAACAAGAGUCCUUAUCACAAGUCAGUGGUGAUCGAUAAGCCUAUGACUUACCCCAUCAAGAUCAAAGUGAUUAAUGUACCUGAAGCCCCUCACUUCAACCCUGCUGUCAAAGUCAUCUUUAUCUCGGAAGACCGCACCACCAUCGACCUGAAGAAGGUCAUCGCCACCUACACUGCCACAGACAGUGAUACGCUGUUAACUGCCACUAAUGUCAGGUAUUUGAAAGUAGAGGAUUUUGACAACUGGUUGAUCAUUAAUGAGCAAACAGGCGAGAUCAGACUAAACAAAUAUCCAGAUCGAGAGUCUAAGUUUCUGACUGAUGGAACAUACUACACCAUAAUCUUAUGCAUCACCAGGGAACAGUCUCCCCAAACUGCAACAGGAACUAUUGCAAUUCAGGUCCAGGAUUUUAACGACCACUGUCCGCUUUUGACUCACUCAGUCAAAACGCUUUGUUAUGGCACCAGUGUAGUGUACGUCACAGCCACAGAUGGGGAUAAAUACCCCAAUGCAGAACCUUUUGAAUUCAGAGUGGUUACCAAGAGCACAAAAGAGACCUGGAGUGUUGAACGCCUCAACGAAACGACAGUAAUUCUACGCAGUCAGGAGGACCUAUGGCCAGGGUACUACACAGUGGAGCUGGAGGUGCUAGACCAGCAAGAAAAGUCCUGCCAGGGUCAAAAGCUUCAGAUCACUGUGUGCCAAUGCACUGAGGCACAAGUGUGCCGACCCGAAAGACGAAGCAGCAACCCUCCUGUACUGGGAGCAGGUGGAGUUCUGGCACUGCUGCUAGGAAUCCUGCUUUUGUUGUUCAUUCCGAUGCUUUUGAUGUUGUGUGAGUGUGGAGGAGCUGCAGCUCUGGGUAAAUUCCAGGCAUUUCCCUUCUACCCAAAUCAGAACCUCAUCCCGUAUCACACUGAAGGCCAAGGAGAGUAUAAGGAACUACCGGUGCUGCCUAAGCCAUCAGGGAGUGGAGGCGGAGGUGGUAGCAGUGGUAGAAAACUUGGAGGUGGAGACGAACAUGGAUACAGAGAAGGAUACGAAGAAGUAAGCUGGAAUGGCUGGUCUUUGGAGGAAAUCAGACGCAUGUUGGAACAACGUAAUACUGAAACUAUAAUUGGAGGACAUUCUGAACUUAUUACAAGCAGAACCCUUGAUUCCAUGGCUCUGUCUGAGAGUUACUUACGCAGCUAUUUUGCAAAGAAAUCACAGCAAACAGCGAAGCAAGAAGUUAGUGGAAAUCAUCUGCUGGUGUCUAACUAUGAAACCUGCAACUCGGUCACAGGCUCCUUGGAGGAUAUAUGCAGCCAUCUUCAUGAGAAAAACAAUCUAGAUUUCCUCAAUGACCUCGGGCCUCAGUUCAAAAGGCUUGCUGAGAUUAGCUAUGGCUCCGCCUUUGCACAUGAGGAAAGCUCAAUUUCCACGUUUCCCACCUCUAGUUCAAAAGUGACUAUCAAUGUAAAAAAUGCUGUUGGUGGAGCCACAUCAUCAGCCACCAUAGGCCAAACUCUGCUGAUGCGUACUCCUAUGUAUGUAGUGAAGCAACAGCAACCUGCUCUUCUAUUGACCUCUGGUCCAGUGCUGGGAAGCAAUGUGGUGGUGGUGGAGAAGGGGUCUACCAAUAUAGCAAUAUCUCCUAAUAGCACCCUUCCCAGGCCAGGACUGCAGCAAGCAAACACCAGAGUAGUGAUGGAUGAAGUUAUUGGAGGCACAGUGAUACAUGGGAAGUGUGUUCAGGAAAGCAACAUGGUGUUGGUGGAAAAAGAGGCUACCAAUAUAACAAUCUCUCCCCAGAGCACCCUUCACAGGCUGGGACUGAAACAAGCAAACACCAGAGUGGAUCAGGGUAUUGGAGGCACAGUAGUACAUGGGAUCUUAGGCCACGCUGAGCAUCAGGGCACUGUUUCUGGUACCGUUCAUGUCGUAGAGACUCGACGAGUAGAGAGCACGGAGCCUGUGCAUGUUCUACAGAGCUCCUCACACUCCAGGAUAAGCAAUAGUACACAGGCCAAAAGGCAAAAUAGAGGGGUCAUGGCUCUAAGAAGUGCACCAGUUGUCCAAAAUCCAAUUUCAUUGUCUCGGCAAGAUGCGCCUCUUUUUGCUGCUUCAAAUGGAAGCACUCACCAACAGGUGCGAGAGGAAAGGGUUUCGGUUGUUGAAAGAAGUUUCCAGUCAAGCUCCACCUCCUAAUGCAAUUUCAAAGACACUCUCACACUCUAAGUGCUACAUUCUACAGUCAAUUGUGCUGUUUCCAUUAUCUAAGGUCCACUGGCAUGCUCUAAACUGCAUCCUAGGUGGUGGGAGCAACACACCUGCUAUUUGUUUAGAAUUGUAACCAAAUUAGAAAAACCUAUAAUAUAAAAUCAAGAUAUUUAUAAAAUUCUGAUAAUUAUAAAAACACAAUACAAAUCGAAUCUAUCCCAAGGUAACGUGAUAUCGUAUCCAUGUAAAUAAAUAAGGAACUGCCAGAUUUUCCUGCUUCUUCAUUAAUUACUAAAUAUAAUCAUACAAUUUUUAAUGAUAUAUGUAAAUAUAAAGCAAAUUUAUACAUUUAGCAUAGCUUUAGUUAACCACUAAUCCGCCUGCAGAACCACUAAUUUGAUUAAUAAUAUCAGUAGAAAAUCUCAGUAAAAAGCAGAAAAAGCAUGGGAGCACAUAUUUCACUUUUUUUUUUUUUUUUUUGUGAUAUGAAUGCCAAAGUACACAUUGAAACUCCAAUGUUGAUUUAACACUUUGAGUCCAGCUGCACCUAUAUAA